Erpetoichthys calabaricus (reedfish) is the source of this 963-nucleotide messenger RNA. RefSeq names its product mediator complex subunit 31 (gene med31). The coding region runs from base 126 to 512 and encodes 128 amino acids. The record is from RefSeq and is a predicted model, not a curated record. The transcript is spliced from 4 exons. Gene Ontology annotation, cellular component: core mediator complex; mediator complex. Lineage: Eukaryota; Metazoa; Chordata; Cladistia; Polypteriformes; Polypteridae. Gene Ontology annotation, biological process: regulation of transcription by RNA polymerase II. Gene Ontology annotation, molecular function: transcription coregulator activity.
CUGCUACCCAAUAGUUUCCGUCCUUUAUCGGUGUUUUUCUCAAUGGCGUCUUUUAGCGUUCUUGUUUCGUAGUGUUUGUUAUUUAUUAUUUUUUUUUGCUGUGUAAAUAAUAUCACGAUUCUGAAAUGGCAAGCUCUAUGGAAUUAGAGGACCCGUCUGCAGUCCGUUUUCAGUUGGAGCUGGAAUUCGUUCAGUGUCUCGCCAACCCCAACUACCUCAACUUUCUUGCACAGAGAGGGUUCUUCCGUGAGAAGACAUUUGUGAACUACUUGAAAUACCUCCUUUAUUGGAAAGAGCCAGAGUAUGCCAAAUAUUUAAAGUAUCCACAGUGCCUACAUAUGCUGGAGCUGCUUCAGUAUGAACAUUUUCGUAAAGAGCUGGUCAAUGCACAGUGUGCCAAGUUUAUUGACGAGCAGCAGUUACUUCACUGGCAGCACUAUUCACGGAAGCGCAUGCGUCUACAGCAGGCACUUGCUGAACACCAGCUGCAGAGCAACACAGCACCCAAAUGAACAAGAACCACCAGCUAGGACUGUCUCAACUUUUCCAGUCAAAUAGGAAGGGAUUUCAUUUUGGUUAUUAAAGCUUAAUUUUCCAGAGGCUUAUAUUAAGUAAUAGUUUUACUGAAGAAGCCAUAGUGCCAUCCUGGAACAUAGCAAGAUAGAGAGUACAUGGAGCAGCAAAGCUUUUACUGAUAAACUUUAAAUUGUAUUAUUUUUAAGAUCAUCUUCUGUUUUGUGACUUGCUUUGGAAAAAUAAAAUUCAUAGUCUAACCUCCUGUGGUUGAAAUAAAACUCAUGGUCUAACGUACCUCUGAGGUGGAGUGAAUUUCCAUUAGUAAUUCUUACGGUUUCUGAGGUAAUUUCUUCAGUAUGCCAUAUUAAGUCCACAAAUUGUCUGCUUUUUAAUGUACUAUGGAAGUUAAGCCUUGGUUAACAGUAUGUUGUCUAUAUUAAGUUUACC